ACGUCAUAGCGCGGCGACGGAAGGAGCGGAACUUGACGUCAUGACGCGUGCGCCCAGGGCGCUGCUGCUCGCGGGAGCCCCGCGCCGGUACCGGGUCUCCGGGCCCGAUCCUGACCGCUUCCGGUUGUUCCAGCGGCUCCGCCAGGAUGGGAACGACGGGACCGGGAGCACCGGAAACGGGACCGGGAGCACCGGAAAUGGAACCGGGAGCACCGGAAACGGGACCGGGAGCACCGGAAACGGGACCGGGAGCACCGGAAAUGGAACCGGGAGCACCGGAAGCGGGACCGGGAGCACCGGAAGCCCCGCCCCCGGCGCCCCCAUCCGCAUCGCGCUGCCCGGGGGCCGCCUCCUGCCCGGCCGGGCCCUGCAGACCACGCCCUACAUGGUGGCGGCGGAGCUGGGGGCGGCGGAGGCGGCGCUCGUGGCCCGCGUGAACGGGGCCCUGCAGGACCUGGAGCAGCCGCUGGAGGGCGACAGCGACCUGGAGCUGCUGGACUUCAACUCGGCAGAGGGGCGAGAGGCCUUCUGGCGCUCGGGAGCCUUCGUGCUGGGGGCCGUGCUGGAGCAGUUCUAUGGGGCCACAUUCUGCCGCGCCAGCGCCACCGAGGACGGCUUCCACUGCGACGUGCACAUGGGCGACCGGACGGUGCCGCGUGGGGACCUGCAGGCGCUGGAAGGGGCUUGCGCCGCCUUCGCCCGCGCCGGGCACCGCUUCGAGCGCUUGGAGGCACCGAGGGAACGGCUCCGGGAGCUGCUGGAGCACAACCGGUUCCAGCUGCAGCAGCUCGAGGCGGUGCCGGCCCCAUUGGCCACUCUCUACAGGUGCGGGCCCCAGCUCCAGCUCUGCCGCGGGCCCCUCCUGCGGCACACGGGGCUCAUCGGGGCCCUGCGCAUCCUCUCGGUACGGUCGGUGUGGG
Pezoporus occidentalis (night parrot) is the source of this 920-nucleotide messenger RNA. It is a transcript of the gene TARS2, whose product is annotated as threonyl-tRNA synthetase 2, mitochondrial. Gene Ontology annotation, molecular function: threonine-tRNA ligase activity; ATP binding. The annotation marks the transcript as partial. The transcript is spliced from 7 exons. Gene Ontology annotation, biological process: threonyl-tRNA aminoacylation. NCBI's taxonomy places the organism in Eukaryota, Metazoa, Chordata, Aves, Psittaciformes, Psittacidae. The record is from RefSeq and is a predicted model, not a curated record.